UGCCUGAAUAGUAUAGUUUGUGGUACAGCUACCUCCCAACAUAAUCAUUAGUAAUUUUUGUUUAUCCCUAUACGAAAAAACAAUACCGUUUUAACGAUAAAAAAAUAUGUAUUUAAUGAUCAAUAAUACAAUUAAAGAUUGCAAUAAAAUAUAAGAAUAAACUUUCAUAUUUUUCUAAAAUAAGUAGCAAUUAUAGUUCCGUUUUAUCACCAAUCAAAUUUAUUAUAUAUUAGUUGCUUUUCACUAUAGAACAGAUGCCUCUUCAAGCAGUGAUCUGUCGAUAAGCAACUAAACAAAAAUUGGUAAUAGAAUCUGUAAUAGCAAGAACUUGAAGUGUAUAUAGUUAAUGCAACUAAACACAUAUAAAAAUAACCCCAUAUGAACUAUGGGUUUAAUAUAUCUGCUUGGAAAAUGUUUUGACUAAUAAAGAGUUGAUGUAAUCUGUUCGUGUGUGUAAAGAAGAUCGUGAAAGAGUGAUGUGGGAAGCCGGUACGUUUCCUAUUUGUUGCUGUUCUGCUUAAACUUACCAUGUCCAAUAUUUUAAAUAUUUUUACAUCACUACAAUUGUAGUGGAAAUAGAUACCAAGACACCUGUGAUAUAAGUGAAAAGAAUGGAAGAUCCAAACGAAAAUCUGGAUAGUUCUGAUGUGAACAAAGGGGUGGAAUCACCACUUGGAAUAGAAAUGAAAUUGUCAAAGAGCAACUACCCAUCCAGCGUUCACUCUGAAGUUUCAGACGAAGCCAGAGAAUUGGAUGCUCUUUUGAAUGAAGAUGAUAUAAAAUUGAUAAAUGCAGGGGGAACAUCUAUAGAUGGACAGGAACCAGUGGAAGAAUCAAUGGAAACUAUGCUUGAAGCUUUGCAGAAAGUUGAAUCGCUUAUUGGUAUGGACAUUGAAACUUCUAAUAUUGACUCAUCUAUAUUACCUGUAGAAAACCAAGAACAAUUAGAAGAAGCUAUAUAUACAGAGGAGACACCAGAUACAAUGAUAUCUUCAAUGCAAAUGGAAAUCGAAUUGUCUGAAAACAAGGAUGUUCCUUCAAUACAACCAGAAUUGCAAGAUCUUUUGAAAGAGCAUAAUACAGACAAUGAACAAACACAGUUGCAAGAGGAAUUAGAAGAUUUGUACGAUUCGCAAGAAGAAGCUGAGUCUCCUGUAAAGAUAGAAAUUAAAGUAUCUGAUAAUGAAGAUGACUUGGCUACUUUGGCAGAUCUACCAGAAGAAAGCAAAGAAGUAAUAAAAACAGAUGUUAUGUUAGGAUUAUCACCUGAAGUUCCAAAAAGUGUUAAAUCACCUAAUGAAAUGUAUGUUGAAUUGACAGAAGCAGAAACAGAGACAUCUUUAGGCUUUGAUGAAAAUACAAAAGAUUUGGAAGAGAAAUUGGAAGUUUCUGAAGGUUCUAAGCAAUCAGUAACCGCUGAAGUGGAAGUUGAAUUGUCCAAGUAUGAGGAUGAAUCUGUCAUUGUCUCGAAAGAUUUAGAUGAAAUUAAAGACACAGAUACAGAAACAAUAUUAGACAAUCAGGAACCACUUGAUAUUGACUUAAGCACUAUUAAAUCAUUAGAUAUUUCAUCUGAAGUAAAAGUAGAGGUAACAGAAUUAGAAAGAAUACCUUUAAGUAUACAAGAAUCGGUUGAAGAACCUGUGCAAUCUGUACAAGAGAUUUUGAAGAUACCUGUAGAUGUAGUGCAAGAAAAAGUUGAAGAAUCUGUGGAAGUCACAAAAGAGAUUUUGAAAACAUCUGAGAUGCUUUUUAUUGCUACAGAAAAGCAAGAAACGACAGACCCAAGUAAUUCACUUUUAGAAUCACCAAAAGAAAUAGAGUCUGUGGUUGAACCUAACACUGAAGGUUUAAAAGAUGAAGGUAUCUCAACAACAGGAAUAGAACAGACAAUUGUUGCAGAACAGAAGGAUAAUGAACAAUCACAACCCAUCAAUGAAUUAAAGUCAUUUCAUGAUAGCCCAAAGGAAACUAAUUUAUCUUCAGAAAUGGAGAUUGAACCGUUAAAGACUGAUGUAGAGUUGGAUGUUUCUCCAGAUUUUCAUGAUCAGACCAAAGAACAGAAUAAAUUAGAAGAAAAAUUAGAAUCACCUCCUGAAUUUUCAAAAACAACUGAAACCUCAGUUGAAAUGGAAAUUAAACUAACAGAAGCAAAAGAAGGAGAUUCUAUUGUUUCAACAGAAAAAUCAGAAGAUCCAGAAAAAAACGUAAAAACUCUUAAUCCUCCUGAACAAACUAACUCAGCAAUUGAAGCAGAGAUGAAACUAUCCAAGACAGAUGACAUAUCUGUCCUACAGCCAGAUAUUGAAAAUGAACCUGAAAAUGUGAAAGAAGAGGAUGAGAUUAACACAAUUCAAGAUGCACAGAAAUUGUUGGAGGAAUCUGAAAUGAAAAUAAAUUCUGAAAAGACUCCAAUAGAUGAACAAGAACCAGUGGAUGAAUCUAUGGAAACUAUGCUUGAAGCUUUGCAAAAAGUUGAAUCACUUAUUGACAUGGAUAUGGAGACAUCUACUAUAGAUGAUGCAUCUAUACCAUCUAUAGAAACUCAGGAACAAUCAGAAGAAACAUUAUAUACUGAAGAAAUAUCUAAAGCAGUGGUAUCUCCAACUGAAAUGGAAAUUGAGUUAUCUGAAAGCAGAGACAUUACUUCGAUACAACCAGAAUUACAAGAUCUUUUAGAAGAACACAAUAGGAAUAGUAAACAAGCAGAACUAAGAGCAGAGUUAGAAGGUUUGUAUGAUUCACAAGGAACAACUGAAUCUCCUGUAAACAUGGAAAUUAAGGUAUCUGAUACUGAAGAAGAUUCAGUUACUUCAAGGGAUAUGCCUGAAGAAAAUAUAGAAGCAAUCAAAAGUGAUGUUACAUUAGAGCUAAUGCCUGAAGUUCAAAGUAGUGCUAAAUCUCCAACUGACAUAUACAGUGAAUUAACUAAAAUGGAAAUUGAAACUCCUUUAGUCUUAGAUGAAAAAACGGAAGAUUUGAAUAAAAAAUUGCAAGUUCCUGAAGUUUCUAUGAUGCCAGAAUCGCCAGCUGAAAUGAAAGUUGAAUUAUCCCAGUACAAUAAUGAGUCAAUCACUCAGUCAGAAGAUUUGAACAAGAUUGAAGACAAACAAGAUGAAGAAGAAAAGCUAGAUAAUCAGGAAACAGUUCAUACAAAUUUAAAUGAAGACAAAUCAUUGGAGACUCCACUUGAAAUGAAAGUAGAACUAGUAGAAUCAGAAGAAACACUUGCAACUGUACAAGAACCAAUUGAAGAAUCCACAGAGAUUACACAACUGAGUUUAGAGAUACCUGUAACUGUACAAACACCAGUUGAAGAAUCUAUUGAGGCUACCCAAGACAUUCUGAAGACACCUAUAAUUAUACAAGAACCAGUUCAAAAAUCUAUGGAAGCUACUCAAGAAAUUGUUAAGGCAUCUGUAGAUGUACAAGAAUCGAUUGAGGAAUCCAUGGAAAUCACCCAAGAGAUUCUGAAGACAUCUGAAAAUAUACAAGAACCAGUUGAAGAAUCUAUGGAAAUCACCCAAGAUAAACAAGAAGAAUCAGAAAAAAAUGAUUUUCCUUUAGAAGAAUCUGAAAAAAUAAAGUCUCCAACUGAAUCUACUAUUCAUGAUUCAACAAAUGAAGACAUUUCAACAGUUCAAUUGAAAAAGCAAGUUACUGUAGAAGAACAAGAUGAUAAUGUAGAGUCACAACUAAAAGAGAAACUAGAAUCAUCUUGUGUGAGUCCUGAAAGAACCGACUCUCCUUCAGAAACGGAAAUCGAGUCAUUAAAUAUUGAAGAUAAAUCAGUUCUUUCUCUGGAUCCUCAUACAGGGGACAAAAACAUUGAUGAGAUAGAAGAGAAAUUAAAAUUGCCUUCUGAAUCUUCAAAGAGAAUUGAAUCCCCAGUUGAAAUGCAAACUGAACUGACAGAAGCAAAGGAAGAAGCUUUUAUGACUCCUAUGGAAAAGUCAGACCUCCAGGAAAACUUAGAAUUGUUUAAUGCUUGUAAAGAACUUACCUUAUCAGUUGAAACAGACAUAAAAUUAUCCAAGGCAGAUGAUACACCUAUUAGUAAGCCAGUGAUUCAAGAUGAACCUGAGAAUGAGAAACAAAAAGAAGAUAUUGUAACUCAAGAUACACAUGAUUUAUUGAAAGAAUCUGAAAUAGAAAUGGACUCUAACCAGAUGCCGGUAGAUGUACAAUCAUCAGUGGAAGAAUCUGUGGAAACUAUGCUUGAAGCUUUGCAGAAAGUUGAAUCUCUUAUCAGCACAGAUAUGGAGACUUCUAGUAUCGGUGAUUCAUCUGCAUUACCUACUAAACAAGAACCCUCAGAAGACUCUGAGCCUGUUUUGAGAACACCUAAUGUGGAGGUAUCUUCAUUUGAAAUAGGAACUGAAUUGUUAGAAAACACUGCUACCUGUUUAAUACAAUCAGAAGAGCAAGAUCUUUUUAGACAACAGGUAGAAUUGCAAGAGGUAUUGGAUACUUCAUUUAACUCACUAAAUCCCCUUGAGAAGAUGAAAGUUGAGGCAUCUAAUAAUGAAGAAGAUUUAACUACUUCUAAAGAACCAAAAAAUUUACCAGAGCAGACUAAAGAAGUAUCUAACAUGGAAAACACGUUGGAGUUAUCACCUGAAAUUGCAAAAAAUAUCAAUUCUCCUAUUAAAAUGGACAUCGAAUUGACUAAAACUGAGGCCGAGAUUUCUACAAUGUCAAAUGAAAACUUGAAGAAUUUGGAGAAACAAUUGGAAGUUGUUACAGAUGAUAAAUUGUCAGAAUCGUCGAAGGAAAUGGAUAUUGAACUAUCCAAGUGUCAUGAAGUUCAAUCAGAACAUUUGGAUGAAACCAAAAAUACAAGUUCAGAAAAAGAACUAAAUAGUCAGGGACCACUUGAUAUAAAUUUAAAUACAGAUAAAUUAUUGAACAUUUCACCUAAAAUGAAAGUAGAGGUGACAGAAUCAAGAGAAGCACUUGCCAGUAUGCAAGAAUCAGUUGAAGAAUCCAUGGAGAUCACUCAGGAAAGUUUGAAGGAAACUGAACCCUCCAUUAAUAUAAAAAUUAAGCUUUCUGAAAUUGGCACAAGAAGUGUAGAAAUGCAAGAAGAAACAGAUGAAACUAAAUCUGUUCUUAAGGAACCAGAAUCUCUAAUUGAACCAAAAGUCAAAGUUUCAAAGAGUGAAGAUACCUCUAUGGCACAAGCAGAACGGCAAAUUGUUGCAGAAGAACAGAAGGAUAAUACACAGUCAAAGGAAAAGUUAGGAUCAUCUUGUGACACUCCCAAGAGAACCAAUUCUCCUUUAGGGAUGAAGAUCAAGUUAUUCAAAACUGGAGAUGCUUCUAUUAUUCCAUUGGAUUUCCAUGAAGAGCCCAAAGAGGCAGGUAGAAUGAAAGACAAAUUAGAGUCAUCUUCUGAAUCUCCAAAGAGAACAGAGUCUCCAAUUGGAAUGAAAAUUAAAUUAGCAAAGACGAAGAGUGGAGCUUCCAUAAUUCCAAUAGAGAAGUCAGAAGAUGCAAAAGAAAAUCUAGAAGCUGCAGAUGUUGCUAAACGUACUGAUUCACCCCUUGGAAUGAGAAUCAAACUUUCAAAGACUGGUGAUGCGUCUAUUAUUCAAUCAGAGAUUCAGGACGAGAAUAAGCACACAAAACAUAAAGAAAAGGUGGACUCAAUUCAGGAUGCAGUAAAAGUAUCGGAAACAUCAUCGGGAAUGAAACUAAGGUUGAUAAACACAGAAGAGACAACUGUAUUAAAAGAAGAGCAAAUGGAAGAAAUGCAGGAAGUUUUGCCAAAAGUUGAAUCUCCUAUUGGUAUGAAGAUUAGGCUUUCUAAGUCCGGUGAUGCCGCUAUUAUACCCCCAGAAAAGCAGGAACAUACAGAAGAAGCUAAGAGAAUAGAAUCACCGCUUGAAACAAAAAUCAAGACUGCAAUGCAAGUAGAAGGACAAAGUACUUCAGAAGAACACAAUAGGGAUAAUGUAUACAUAGAACCAAAGGAUAAAUUAGAAACAUGUUAUGGUUCUCCAAAAAGAACUAAUUCACCUAUAGGAAUGAAGAUCAAACUGUUUAAAAGUGGAGAUGCCUCGAUUGUCCCUUGCAGUUUAUCUGAAGAAAGUAAAGAGUCAAGUAAAAUGAAAGACAGAUUAUGUAUGUCUUCUGAAGUUCCAAAAAGAACAGACUCUCCAAUUGGGAUGAAAAUUAAAUUGGCAAAGACAAAGGGAGGAGCUUCAAUAAUCCCAAUGGAAACAUUGGAAGACCCUAAGGAAAGCUUAGAAGUACCUGAUGUUUCUAAACGAACAGAAUCUCCUCUUGGAAUGAAAAUUAAAUUGUUCAAAAGCGGUGACGCUUCCAUUGUUCAUUCUGAAAUUUCUGAAGAAGUCAAAGACACCAAGCAAAAAGAAAAGUUAGAAAAUAAAGGAAAAAUUGAUUUAGUUCAUGAGGCAUUAUCUGGAAUAAAAAUGAAGGGAACAAAGGUGGAGGCAUUAGCAGCUUCACAGGAAUCCCCUGAAGAAUCCAUGGAACCUGUACCAGAAUCUUGGCAAAAGGUUGAAUCUUCUAUUGGUAUGAAAAUUAAACUUUCCAAAUUUGGUGAUGCAUCCAUAAUUCCUGUAGACAAGCAGGAGCAUCAUGAAGAAACAAAAUCUAUUCAGGAAAUACCUAAGAGAACUGAAUCUCCUCUUGGAAUGAAGAUCAGACUAUCAAAGACUGGAGAUGCUUCUAUAAUACAACCAGAAUGGUUAGACCAUUUAGAAGAACACAACAAAGAUCACGCACAAUCAAAACCAAAAGAUAAAUUGGAUGCUUCAUAUGAUUCUCCAAAAAGAACUGGUUCCCCUUUAGGAAUGAAGAUCAAGUUAUCAAAGACUGGAGAUGCAUCGAUUGUUUCUUCGGAUUUGCCUGAAGAAAGCAAAGCAAUGACGAAAUUGAAAGAUAAAUUGGAGUCGUCCCCGGAAGUUCCAAAGAGAACCGAAUCUCCGAUUAGUAUGAAAAUUAAACUGGCAAAAACAAAGAGUGGAGCUGCUAUAAUAUCAAUGGACAACACCGAAGAUUCAAAAGAAAAACUGGAAGUUCCUGAUAUUCCUAAGCGAACAGAAUCACCACUUGGAAUGAAGAUUAAACUUUUCAAGAGCGGCGAUGCGUCCAUUGUUCACUCGGAAAUCGCCGAAGAAGUUAAAGAUGCAAAACAGAAGGAAAAAACAGAAAACUGGGAAAAAGUUGAUGUAUCUCAAGAUGCAGGUAAAUCAUCAGAGACUUCUGGAAUGAAAAUAAAGGUCAUCAAGUCAGGAGAGACGCCGAUAAUUAUGCAGGAACCGGUGGAUGAAUCUGUAGAAACUACCUCAGAGUCUUGGCAAAAAGUUGAAUCUCCCAUUGGUAUGAAAAUCAAGCUUUCCAAGUUUGGUGAUGCAUCCAUAAUACCUGCAGAAAAGGAAGAACAACCAGAAGAAGGUAAAUCUACACAAGAAGUACCCAGAAGGACAGAAUCUCCUCUUGGAAGGAAGAUUAAAUUCUCUAAGACUGGGGAUGCUUCUAUUGUACCAUCUGAAGCAAUAGAAGAUGGAAGCAAGUUAAUUCGAACAAAUGACACAGAGCAUUCAAAGCCUGUUGACACUGCAUUAGGUAUGAAAAUAAAAUUGCUGAAAACAGGAGAUGCUUCUAUAGUGGAUUCAGAGAAGAAAGAAAGGCAGCAAAGACGUCAAGAUACUGAAACACCCUUGGAAAUGAAAAUCAAGCUAUCUAAGACUGGACAUGCUACAAUUGUAGCCUAUGACAAUCAAGGGGAAGCUAUGUAUAAACAAAAAGAAAUUACAGAUUCAUUGCAAAGUCAUUCCCAGAGAUAUAAGGAAUCUGUGCAAGGUGUUCAUAAAGAUUCUGCAUUAAAGAUUUUUAAAACUGGUCAUUCAUCUAUUUUGCAGGGCAAUCGUUCAGAAUUAACAAUUGAACCUGUACAGGCACAGGGAAAAAAACUGGAUAAUAUGCUUGAAAUAUCCCCCAAACGCAAAGAUAUUAGUAUUGCACCAAUAGAGUCCAAAAAGCCAAAAUUAGAUGCUCAGAUUACUCAAAUUUUACCUGAAGUAACAAUUCAGCCUGUGGCGUCUAGGGAUCAGAAGCAGUAUGUAUUUGAACAGAAGAACAAAUCAAUGAACCUUUCACAAAUGAACGUGCUAAAUCAAGAGAUCAGUAUUACUCAAGUUAAAUCGUUGAAGCCAGCAGAUACUUCGAUGAGCGAGAAACUUAAAGACAUGCUUUCUAAAAAUGUCUCUGGGUCUCCAAUGAACUCCGACUGUGAAAUUAUAGAGCAGCGACCAGAAUUAAUAAUCGUUAAUGAAAAUUCAAAUUCUAGCCAAGAUGUCGUAAUAAUCGAAGAAGUUUCUCUUAGCAGACCACCAGAAGUAAAGAUACCUAAGAAGAGAGGUAGACCAAGGAGGAAUCCGUUACCUCAAGGAACUACUCAUCCUCCACCACAGUUGUUAGUGCCUAGAGAUCCUCUGUCUCUGGAUGAUAUGAAACAAAUGCAACAACCACAAGUACCGCGUAUAGAAUCGAGGGAAAAUGAAAGACCUAAAAGGACUUGUAGGAGUCAAAAGAGUUAUGCUCCUCCUAAAAGAGGUAGAGGCCGAGGUAGAGGAAAACGGAAAUUGGAUGGUGCAGAUUCACAAAUGUCCAAGAAAGCUAAGAUAGAACAAGAUUUAACCAUGAUAGAAGCUUCAACAACAGCAGUAAUAACCAUAGACGAUUCUAUGACACAGUCGGAAUCAUUCGGAAAAUCGCCGGAAUUGUAUAAAGCUCUCAAACAACCAACUUUGGAUUCCAAAAUUAUGAACCUUUCAAAGGAAAAGAAAACUAUGGGAUCAAAAAGUGAUGGUAUUAAAAAUAUUCAUGCAUUAAGUAAUACUAUUUCAGAGCAAACUAUUAGAUCACCAGGAAUGAAUAAAGAAACGGAAGUACAAUUGAAGACAAUAUCUAAAUCUAAUGCAUCAACCGAUAAUCUUAAAGAUGAAAAAUUAACAGAAAUUGUAUCUGAUAAAAUGGAUCCUAGAUCUAAUGAAAAUAAAUCCGAUAAACCAUCAGAGAGUACGAAGUUAGAGAAUAAAGAUAUGUUAAUACCUCCAGGAGAUCCUAAUUGGCUAACGCCGGCGUCGAAACGAUCGUCUGAAACUGUUACAAAAAGCGAAAAUGUAUCUACGGUACAGGUUAUAGAUGAAGAAACAAGAAUGAGUGCAGAGUCAGGUUCAAGAUCUCAAACUCCUGCCAGAAAUAUUCCUGCACAAGCGUCUGAAACUAUUAUAAAUGAAGAAUCUCAAGGAAGUGUGCUUAGCACUGCAACAACAGAAUCAGAAAAAGUAAAAGUUAAAAAUCGAAGGAUGGAAAUUAAUUUUGAUCCAGAUGAAGGACCAUUCACUGUUGAUAAAAUAGCCGAGUAUGAAUGGCCACUAGAUCGUAAAGGUGAAACAUUUAUGAUACAAGAACAAAUAUCUCAAUAUCUGGGUGUAAAAUCUUUCAAGAGGAAAUAUCCAGAUUUAAAACGAAGAGUAGUUGAUAUGGAAGAAAGAAAUUAUUUAAGAGAAAAUGGACUGGUUAGUGAAGCAAUGUGUGAUAUGGGUUUAACUGCAAUCUGUAGUUCAGAGGUAUUAGAUGUAAUGUGUAGUGAUUUUCCUGAUCAGUAUGAAGAAUACCGUAAACAUAUGCGUGAAAAACAAGUAAAAGAGCAUUCCAAAAAACAAAAAGAAUUAACAGCAGCUGCUAAUGCAGAAAAAACUAGAAUUGAUCUAGCAGAGAUGGCAGUGCAAUCUGCAUUGUCUUGGAAUAUUAGUUUAAACAAAGCUCGCAGAGAAGAUAGAAAAUGUAGUUUAGAUUUACAAACUUUCACAAUACAUGUGCCAAGAAAGCAACAGAAAGUUGAAGAACGUAAGGUUGGUUACUAUCCUGUUGCUUUAAUACCAGGACAAUAUACAGAUUAUUAUCGUGAAUACACGCCUGCUGAAUUGCGAUAUUAUCCUUUGAAUACCGUUCUGUACGGUCCUACGAGACCAAACGAACGUAAAUUUGAUAGUCAGUCUGAAGGCUCGCAAAGCGACAAUGAUAGUGAUUCAUCUUCAGAUGAUUCGAGCUCAUCUUCUAGCGAAGGAACACAAAAUACAGAAGGUUCUCAGUCUACGAUGGACGACGUUGAUAUGGAAAUAGCAAAUCAAAAAGAAGAAGUAAAAUUAAAAUGCAAAAUGUGUUUGAAAACUUUAAACAAACAUGGUAAAGUUGAGGUGUUGAUUCAGUGUGGCACAUGCAAUGGACAUGUUCAUCCGUCAUGUAUUGAUUUAACAUUGGACAUGGUUCCCCAUAUUCAAUCAUAUGCAUGGCAAUGCACAGACUGUAAAACUUGCGCGCAAUGCCACGAUCCUGCAGAUGAAGAUAAAAUGCUUUUCUGUGACAUGUGUGACAGAGGAUAUCACAUUUACUGCGUUGGGUUACGCCGUGUACCCCAAGGAAGGUGGCACUGUCAAGAAUGCGCUGUUUGUGCAAACUGUGCUUCGAAAGAACCCGGUGGUAUUAAUUCCGAUAGAAACAGCGUUGCUCAAUGGCAGCAUGAAUACAAAAAGGGUGAUAAAAAUACUAGGGUUUAUGUUUCAACGUUAUGUGUUCCAUGCUCAAAGCUAUGGCGAAAGGGUCGCUAUUGUCCGCACUGCAGUCGCUGUCAUACUGCUCCACGACUCGACCUGGAAGCGAAUCUAGUGCAUUGCAGCGCAUGUGACAAAUAUCUGCACUUAGAUUGCGUGGAGACCAAGGGGGUGGCAUUAGACAGGAAAAAUUAUCUGUGUGAUUUUUGUGCACCCACUCGCCAGCAUAUGGUGAAGCCAUUAAUGUCAAAAACGUUAAAAACGUAGACAGCAUAAAAUGUACAGUUUCUGUUUGAACUUGAAAACUGUAUAAAAUGUGAAUUGUGUGUGUAGAGAAAGUGAUAAGAUAGAAAAUUUGUACGAACAAUGGAUGCAUCGUAAUGGUUUAAGUGGUUAAUUUAUCAUAAACUGUUUCUUACAAUUCACUAU
Messenger RNA from Megachile rotundata (alfalfa leafcutting bee), 11018 nucleotides. It is a transcript of the gene e(y)3, whose product is annotated as PHD finger protein enhancer of yellow 3. The record is from RefSeq and is a predicted model, not a curated record. Gene Ontology annotation, cellular component: npBAF complex. NCBI's taxonomy places the organism in Eukaryota, Metazoa, Arthropoda, Insecta, Hymenoptera, Megachilidae.